AUGGUUGUUCUUGGCCGGCUUUGUGGUCUCGCUGCUCUUGCAGUGGUGACGGUUGCUGCUCCUUCUCGUCUUGUUCCUCGGGAUGUGUCGACCGAUGUGCUUAAUCAAUUGACCCGAUUCUCUCAAUGGGCUGCGGCGUCAUACUGCACGAACAAUCAUGACUCAACCGGGGAUGCGUUAUCUUGCGAGGAAGACAACUGUCCAUUGGUGGAGUCCGCUGACACAAUUACUCUAUACGAGUUUGAUAAGACCUGCAGCUAUGGCAACGUUGCCGGCUUCCUCGCGGUCGACAAAACAAACAAGCUACUCGUCGUCUCUUUCCGGGGUAGCCGCUCAGUAAGCACUUGGAUUGCGAACAUCAACUUCGGCUUGACCGAUGCCAGCAGUAUCUGCAGCGACUGCGAAGCCCACAGCGGGUUCUUGGAGUCCUGGGAGACUGUCGCAGAUGAUCUGACAGCCAAGAUCAAGGCCGCACAGACAACAUACCCGGGCUACACUCUUGUCCUGACCGGCCACAGCUUCGGCGCAGCUCUUGCCACGUUGGGAGGUAGUGUGCUUCGGAAUGCGGGAUAUGAACCAAAUGUGUAUUCCUAUGGCCAACCACGUGUGGGCAAUGAGGCUCUGGCUAAAUACAUCACGGAGCAAGGCAGUCUCUGGCGAGUGACGCAUCAAGAUGACUUGGUGCCUAAGUUGCCACCUGCAAGUGUUGGCUUUAGUCACGCAAGUCCCGAGUACUGGAUUACUAGUGACGACGAUACAACGGUGACCUCGUCUGAUAUUGAUGUCAUUGAGGGCGUGGGCUCGAAGUCUGGAAAUGCGGGGACGUUGAACCCGGAUGUUGGGGCACAUAGCUGGUACUUGGGACCUAUUACUGCAUGUCAAUAG
Penicillium mononematosum is the source of this 885-nucleotide messenger RNA. RefSeq names its product lipase family protein. Bases 1 to 885 code for a protein of 294 amino acids. Lineage: Eukaryota; Fungi; Ascomycota; Eurotiomycetes; Eurotiales; Aspergillaceae. The transcript has 4 exons. The record is from RefSeq and is a predicted model, not a curated record. Gene Ontology annotation, biological process: lipid catabolic process.